AUGAACAUAUCCGAAGCGAAAAUCUGUUUCAACAGAAAGCUCGCGACUACAACCCACUGUGUAGAAAAUCUUGAUUUUAAUUUUGACGACAGUUUUUCUGAUUUACAAGAUUUUGUAUGGGGAACUGCCGAGCAUAAGAGAAGAUCGGUUAUAAACCAGAAUUCCUCAGAUACUGGCCAUAAUCAAAUUAAAAAUCGAACAUCGAGCGACAACAGGAUACAAUCAAUAGAAACUGACGAAUAUAACUGGGGUAGUAAAUCACAACGUACUAUUCUAUCCACCAUAAGUAUUCAAUGCUCAGGAUGCCAUCAGCAAGCUAAACAAUGUAAUGUUAAAAAAGAUGGUCCGAAUAAGGGCAAGUUCUUUUAUGUAUGUGCCCAAACCAAACCAUGCAAUUUCUUUCAAUGGGCUGACGACGUUUCAACACCCAAACCAACCGCUCAGUCGUAUGAAAACCAAACGGUGCCUCAUGCAGAUACUUUAAUUCCGAAAUCUCCUUUGCAAACCGAGAUUAUUAAAUGCAAAUGUGGAAUAGCUGCUAGCUCAUUAAUCGUUCGAAAAGAGGGUCCCAACAAAUCUCGGCCAUUUUAUACAUGCUCAAAGCGAGAUGCUUCGUGUGGUUUUUUCAAAUGGAAAGACGAAGAGUCAAAUCCAGGCGCUGCAUCCAGCAGCAGUCAUGUUGGUCAGAGUUCCGGUAACAGACAAUUGACUUCGAAAGAUUCUUCCAAAAAACGAAAAUGCGGCAUGUGCCGUCAAGAGGGUCAUACGCGCUCGAAGUGUCCUCGAGAAUCUGAAUUUCAAAAUUAAGUUGUUUAUAUAUAUAGUAUAUUCGUAAAUGCGUAUGUAUUUAUGGAAUUGUUGUUGAAAUCCGUAGAUAUUUUUGUUACUUUUUUUAUAAAAUACAUUCGUAUUAAAGAA
This is a messenger RNA of Zeugodacus cucurbitae (melon fly), 918 nucleotides long. RefSeq names its product DNA topoisomerase 3-alpha-like. Gene Ontology annotation, molecular function: nucleic acid binding; zinc ion binding. The transcript is spliced from 6 exons. Lineage: Eukaryota; Metazoa; Arthropoda; Insecta; Diptera; Tephritidae. Bases 1 to 807 code for a protein of 268 amino acids. The record is from RefSeq and is a predicted model, not a curated record.